Messenger RNA from Fonsecaea multimorphosa CBS 102226, 1626 nucleotides. RefSeq lists its product as uncharacterized. Lineage: Eukaryota; Fungi; Ascomycota; Eurotiomycetes; Chaetothyriales; Herpotrichiellaceae. The transcript has 2 exons. Bases 1 to 1626 code for a protein of 541 amino acids. Gene Ontology annotation, molecular function: protein binding. The record is from RefSeq and is a predicted model, not a curated record.
AUGAAGAAACCUCGUUCCUUGGGCGCAUUGGCCCUUUUUGCCCCCGGGGUGUUUGCGCAGAGCUGCAUAUCACUGGCUGGUUCGACGACUUGCCCUGCUUUCAACGCUUCUUCAAUAUCGACAGAUUCUACUUUAGUUGCCCUAUAUCCCUUCCUUGCUUUCGUGACGUCGACCGAGAGCUUCGACACUCAAUUAAGUCAAUAUGUGGAUGAGCAAUAUGUACAGACAAAAUAUGUCAAUAUCUUUGGUUGUGACAACGUCAAUUUAGGAAACACCUCCAGCUAUUAUGCCCGGUACACGACCAGCUUCCUCUGCAAUGGAAUUGUCCAAAAUUCAAGGACACCCUGCGGUCUAUCCGCCGCCGAUUCCCAACCUCUGUGCGCCGAUUCUUGUGCCGAUUUGGCGCUGAGCGAGGAACAAAUUGUCUCGAGCAACCUAUGCACGGGUCGCAACAGCGACUAUGCAGAUGAACUUCGAGCCGACUUCACCAACUGUGCUUUGCCUGCAAAUUCUAUUAGUGGCAGUUGCAUCACAGGAGAGUCAAACGAACCUGACGACUGUGGGUUCGGUGACAAUCUCCCCGGCCUGUGCAGCUUCUGUCGCUCAAGCACCCUCAAUGGGACAGACUCGUGCUGCUUGACCUCCAACGCGACUGGUCGAUGCCAGGAUGUGACGCUUCCUGUCUUCUCCACAAUUUCCAAUCUCUUCUCCUCUACUACCAGUGCGACGUCUUCACCAACCUCGAGCCCAACGGCUGCCGCUAGCCACGGAGGCGGUGGUUUGAGUGGCGGAGCGAUCGCCGGAAUCGUUGUCGGAUCCGUGCUGGGAUUUCUCCUCCUGCUUGCCGUGAUCAUCUUAUGCUUCAUGUGUCUUCGCCGCAGACGUAACGAUAGCAAAGCAGGCAGUGUUCUCAACCAACCUUCGCCUCAAAGGAAGGGUGUUGUGUCUGCGUCCUACAACCAACCCAUGUCGCAGCAGGGGUAUGAGGUCUUACCUGGCGGCCGGGUCGCCCGUAUGUCUGCACUGCAGGAUGAUCAACCAGGCGUUGGACCUACAGUUGGACCACGGAAUUAUACAUCACAUACAGACCCGUAUGGCGACAGCCCAGAAUCGCGCGAAAAGGCGCUGGGUGCGGUUGGCGCCUUGAAAGCUAAUGGCUCACCGGGCAGCGACUCACAACAUGGAUCGUCUCCGGGUGACUUCUCCUCCCCGGAAGGAGUUGCAAGUGGGCAAUCAGAGCAAUUGCCGUUCUUCAAGGACUAUUACUCUAACGACGAUAUACAUCCUGGAGAUAAGGUCUCUGUGCUAUGGGCAUAUCAACCUCGAGCGGGAGAUGAGUUUGAAUUGGAACGUGGUGAUAUGUUGAAAGUGGUCGGCAUCUGGGAUGACGGCUGGGCGACGGGAGUGCGUAUCAACGAGCGGGCAGAAGACUACGACGGCAAGCAUAAGGUGCAACGAGACAGUGGUGUCUCGAACGGAUCUGCAGCUCGCGAAGAAUCCCCUACUCCAUCAGGCGAGAUCAAGGCCUUUCCUCUUGUCUGUGUUUGCUUACCGGAAGCUUGGAAGAAGACGGUAGAAGGCGACACGUCUACAGAAAGCGGCUCAGGCGGUGCUCCACCGAUAUGA